Molecule: messenger RNA, 2700 nt
Organism: Verticillium nonalfalfae
Lineage: Eukaryota; Fungi; Ascomycota; Sordariomycetes; Glomerellales; Plectosphaerellaceae
Exons: 4
Coding region: 1-2700 (899 amino acids)
Biological process (GO): small GTPase-mediated signal transduction; cytoskeleton organization
Cellular component (GO): plasma membrane; cytoplasm; division septum
Molecular function (GO): GTPase activator activity
Source: RefSeq, a predicted model, not a curated record
AUGCCGGGCUUCGCAGAGUCUUUCUGGUCGACAGACUAUGCCGCCGGCCUCGGGGUCCUGUUUGGCAAGCUGCAGCAGGGCGUCCUCGAGAACCGGCAGAUAUUGACCAUCGCCCGCAUGCGAGCCGAAGCCGAAGAUCUCUACGGCACCAGGCUUAGCGACAUUGCGCCAGCUUCCGACCGAAUCCAAGGCGGCUUCGCUAGAGAUGAUGGUGCCACCGUCCGCAAGGCCUACGACGGCGUCCGAAUCGAGAUGGAAGAUGCGGCCCGAAGCCACAAGAAAAUUGCUCAGAGCAUCCGUGACCUCGUCGUGAACCCCUUCACUCGCUGGUGCGACGCCCACGAAUCUCGCAUUCAAGAUUCCCAAGACGAUCUGCAGACGCGCAUCAAGGCACACGACCGUCAGGCUGAGCUGGCCAAGAAGCUGCGGAGCAACUACUUUAACAAGUGUCGUCUCGUCGAAGAUAUCGAGGAGGAGAACAAACUCGCCUUCCAAGAUCCCGAAACGAGCCCUAAUGCUGUCACGGCCAGCAACAUCCCCGAGAUCAAAGUUUCCGAGAACAAGGAGCCCGAGAUUCCCGAAGAAGAUGAUGAGCCCAUUGAAAUUGGCGAUGAAGUCUAUCAACCUGAACAGAUGAAGAAGAUUCUCGCUCACAUGCUGAACACGAUCCCGCUGGGCGAGCACAAGGUGCCAAUUAUGGGAACCUACCAAAACACAUCGCCCGGCACCGACAUUGUCGAAUAUCUUCAGCGCAACAUGGGUACCACCAGCAUCAGCUACGCCGAGAGGAUUGGCCAGGAUCUGAUCUCUAACGGGUUUCUGCGACUAAUUGGCAACGUCGGCAACAGCUUCGCCAACAGUUCCAAGAUGAUGUAUCAGUGGAAGACCAAGGCUUUCCAGAUGGCGGGUGUACCGGAGAACAAGAAGACGCUUGGGAGGACAUUUUCCAUGCCAGGUUCCGACGGCGGCUCCGAUUCUCCCGUUGUAGGUACCGUCAGCGAAUAUCUCGCCAACUGGAACGUUCUCAACAACGCGCAUCCCAAUGAAACGCCGGCUGACCGCCUGCGCCGCGAGGCCCGCGAGGCUGACGACAAGUACAAGGCGGCCGUGCGCAAGCUCGACGAGCUUCGAUGCGACCUCGAGGAGAAUAUUUUCCUUCACCUCCGUUUCCUCGAGCGUUGCGAGCUAGACAGGCUCAAGGCUGUCAAGACUGUCGUUUUGGACUUUUCAGGCACCAUCAGCAACGUCAUCCCGACGCUUCAGUCGGCCGUCGACAACAUGAUGCUGUUCCAGGAGACGGUACAACCUGCCAGCGAUCUGCGCUACCUCUUGGAGAACUAUCGCACUGGCGGCUUCCACCCCAAGGUUGUUGUGUACGAGAAUUACUACAACAAGGUCGACGAGCAGACCUUUGGCGUGGAUCUCGAGGCUAGAGCUAAGGCGGAUAAGAAGCGCGUCCCCAUUGUCGUCACAACGCUCCUCACCUAUCUCGACAACCAAUACCCUGAACUAGAAGGCGACAAAACCAGGCGGGAUGUCUGGCUAGUGGACGUUCCGCUGACGCACACACAUAAGCUCCGCUCCAGAAUAAACGACGGCAAGCCGCUUUCGCCAGAAAUUCUCAGCGAGUUUGACAUACCGACCGUGGCCAGCUUGCUCAAGCUGUACCUCCUCGAACUUCCCGAUUCCCUCGUCUCCGCUCACAUGUAUGAGAUCGUCCGCCAGGUUUACACAGCACAGUCCGCACAAUCCGCAGAAACGUCAGAAGCCUCGAGGAUAUCUAUUCUUCAGCAGACACUCGCCCAGCUUCGUCUCACUAACAUUGCCACCCUCGACGCCUGCAUGAACCACUUCACCCGCCUCAUCGACCUUACCUCGGCUGACGAGGAGUAUGUAAACGCCCUCGCCACAACGCUCGCCCCCUGCAUCCUCCGCCCGCGCACCGAAACCUCCCUCACAAUGGAGGAGAAGCACGCCUACCGCCUCAUCCGCGACCUUUUCCAGUACAAGGAACCCAUCUUUACGGAGCUCAAGCGUAUGUCCGCCGGUAACUCACUCAACGCUGGUGGAGGCAGCAUUGGUGCCGGCGGCGGUGGCAACCGCCCUCGCGCGAUCAGUACCGACGAGAGCAAUCGCCGCGCCAACAUGGAGGAGCGGAAUAGGCUCCUGCUCGAGAAGGCUUCGGGUGGCCGCAGCCGCGCCACGUCGCCCGCUCCUGGCCCUCGCACAGGUCACCGCCGCGACCGUUCGGUUGGAGGCCCGGAGACCCGAUUCCCUAUCCAGACGAGCCCGACGUCGGCGUCGGACCGCCACCGCCAAUCUCUCGGCAGCAUCGCCAGCGCCACAGCCAACAGCUCUGCUGCCGUCGCCGCGGCGACCGCCAAGCGGGCCUCGCUCGAGGUGCCCGAACCCAACGGCGACGUGCCCCCUAGCCCGAGCCCGGCCGAGCACACGCCGCGCGGCCGCACGCAGGAGCGCCAGUCGAUGCCGGCCAACGGUGCGCCCGUCGGCGCCGUCGAGUCGAUGCUCUCCAAGAUUGAAGGCCUCAGCGACUCACCCAUUGAGAAGCGCAACAGCCUCGGCCGCACGGGAGCCCGCUUCGCAGGCGGUCGGCGCGUCACGGCUUCGUCAGGCGCGGGCAAUGCCGAGGUCAUCGCCCCCAGGGGCGUCACGCUCGAGGACAAGCCCAUGGACAACUGA